GUUUCACUCAGAAAAUAACCAUAAAGUAUUUUUCUCAUUAGAACUGAUUUGCAUACGUUUGCAUAAAAAUACAUAUAUAAUUUGUACAAUAAUAUGUAUACAGAUCAUAAUUAAAUAAUACAUAUAAUUUGACCGGUGGUGUUUCAAACGUGUACCAAGGGUGCUAAAAGGUGUGUGCGAAAGUUUUGGUGCCCUUGGUCACCCUACAUGUUUGAAUACCACCGGUCGAAUAUGUGUGUGUGUGUGUGUGUGUGUGUGUGUAUAAAUAUAUAUGCUAUUUCCCCAGCUAUGUUAUACACACUUGUGUAUGAGUGUCCCGUUCACUCAGCAAGUCAUAUUGCUCUCUCUCUCUGUCUGUCAGAACCCAAGCACCCCCCCACCUCCUCAUUUUCAUUCCUCCGUUUUGAUGAAUGGACAGGGGGCUUCGGCACGUGUUACUCUGAAUGGAGUCCCAGAGGGGAAUGCUGAAUAAAAGUUGGCUAAGCCUGGAGUGUGGCAGAGCCUGAUCUACAUAAUGGUGAGGGACCGUCAAGGACGGGGCAAGUGGUCGGGGGAGGGGGGUUUUGGAAGGGGGGGGUUAGACGGGGUGUAUGGUACUGAUGGAAGAACAGUCGAGGGUGGGUGGUGGGGAGGGGGGGGUGGUCGACAUCUGCCGCUCCUCUCCUCAGAGACCCCGGGGUGGAUCAUGUUGCAUUGACGCCUGGACCACAGCCAUCUGCGUCCUAACUGUCGCCCAGUGCGCAAAGGGGGCCUUUAAAAAGGGAGCCAGAUACGGGGGCCAGGAGUUCAGUGUGGCCAAGAGCCUCAAGGCGUUCACAGCGGCUCAUCCUCAACCCUGAAACUUUGGCUCAUCAGGACUUUCCCCAAAGAGCUCCCGGAUCUCCAGUCCGCCACCAUGCCAAAGGGUUUCCUCGUAAAACGCUCGAAAAGGACCGGGCCGGCUUCGUACCGGGUGCGGGAAGAGGAGAGCACACCGCAGGACCCUCAGCGCACAGCUCCGGCUCUUCCCUCAGACCCCCGCAGCUUUGUUCAGAGGACGCCGGCUAGGUGCUGUUUCGGCGGCCUCCCUGAGCUCUCCUUCCUCGCCCCCUCUCUGAGCCCCACGCGUCCAGACAGCGAGGGUUACAGCAGCCAGCACCCGGCGCAUCAGCACCCCGAGCUCUUCCCAGAGCCGCUUCUCGGCGGCUUCGCUAUCAACGGCUCUCCAGUGUCGCCUUCCCUGCCGGAAACGACCGCGGAACCAGCUUCCUUCAGUGAGCCACCGAAAAAACGAGCCGCCCCGAACAAUGAGCCGCCGUCCGCCUCGAAGAAGCCGCGCUCCUCCUCCAACCAGGAGAGGAGAGCGAACGUGCGGGACGCCGUCACUACAUCGCCCGUGCUGGGGCUUCGCAUCAAGGAGGUGGAGCCCGAGGAGGAACCCAAGCGGCUCUCCAGCUCCAGCCCCCUCGGCGAGUUCGUCUGCCAGCUGUGCAAGGAGAGAUACCCGGACCCCCUCAGCCUAGCCCACCACAAGUGUUCCCGCAUCGUCCGCGUCGAGUACCGCUGCGACGAGUGCGACAAGGCGUUCAGCUGCCCGGCCAACCUCGCCUCGCACCGCCGCUGGCACAAGCCCAAAGGCGCCGGGCUGAGCGAGGCGGAGAGCCGGCUGAGCCCGCGGCCGCAGCCCAGCCCUCCCUCCUCCGAGGACGACACUCCUUUUGGCUGCCCGCGGUGCUCCAAGAGGUUCCGCCGUCAAGCCUACCUGAGGAAACACCUCGCCCUCCACGACCGCAAGGAGGCGCGAGUCCACCAGGCCGCGCCCCACGCCCUCAGCGCCGAGGAGCCACGCCCACCAACCACGGAACUUUCUCCGGAGCUUUCCCCCGGCCUCGAUGCCGCGGAGGCGGCGAAGGUUCCGUCUGCUGCCAUGUUUCCGUGCCGCUUCUGCGGGGAAAACUUCUUCUCCUCGCCGGGGCUGACCAGACACAUCAACCAGCACCACCCCACAGAGAGCAGGCAGAUGAUUCUACUCUCUAACGCGGUCUGAGGCUCUUCAGCGGCGGCCUGAAUCAAGACGUUCCCCUCAGAAACGUUUUCUCAGGCAGGACAGGAAACCUCAAAAACAUUCCAAAAAUGUAUAGCGUAGUCAUGGUGUACAUUCCCUUUUUUCCAUAAAAUGAUAUUUAUUUAUUUAUACAUUGAUUUAUUUAUUGGUUUAUUUAUUAAUGAAUGUAUUUAUUUAACGUUGCCAUUUGCCAUCGUGUUUUGUUAGCAUGUUUCCCAUGAUGCACAUUGCCUUUGAAAUGACUGAAUCAUGUAACUUUGAAAAAAAAAGAACCUUUUAUACUUUUCUACACAAUAAACUUUA
Pygocentrus nattereri (red-bellied piranha) is the source of this 2347-nucleotide messenger RNA. Its product is annotated as insulinoma-associated protein 1-like. The transcript has a single exon. Gene Ontology annotation, biological process: neuron differentiation; negative regulation of transcription by RNA polymerase II; regulation of cell cycle process. The coding region runs from base 896 to 2026 and encodes 376 amino acids. The record is from RefSeq and is a predicted model, not a curated record. Gene Ontology annotation, cellular component: nucleus; transcription repressor complex. NCBI's taxonomy places the organism in Eukaryota, Metazoa, Chordata, Actinopteri, Characiformes, Serrasalmidae. Gene Ontology annotation, molecular function: RNA polymerase II cis-regulatory region sequence-specific DNA binding; DNA-binding transcription repressor activity, RNA polymerase II-specific.